Momordica charantia (bitter melon) is the source of this 627-nucleotide messenger RNA. The record is from RefSeq and is a predicted model, not a curated record. Lineage: Eukaryota; Viridiplantae; Streptophyta; Magnoliopsida; Cucurbitales; Cucurbitaceae.
ACUCCUAACCCCAUUGUCCCAAAAAAAUCACACCAAAACGAAGAAGAAAUGGCUCCAAAUUCACGAGCUUCUGCAGUCAAUCGCCAAUGGCUUCCCUUUCAUCGCUGUACGUUUCCUCCUCCUCCUCAUCCCCUCUUCCACCUCACCGCAAUUUGAACUCCUUUUUCCGCCAUGGAAGCAAUCUCCCAAACCCUACAAGAAGCAGCAGCAGCAGCACCAGACGAAGCAGAUCCACAAUCUCGCUCUCCUUCCGUACCUCCUACCGAUUCUCUGUCGAUCACGAAGACGAAGACGAGGAGGAGGAUCAGAUCGCUAGAGAUUCCUGCUUCGACGAAGCGGUCGAUCUCUUCAAUCGAGGGGCAUAUUACGAUUGCCACGACGUGCUCGAGAUUCUGUGGAACGGAGCCGAAGACCCUACCAGAACCCUAAUCCAUGGCAUUCUUCAGUGCGCCGUGGGGCUUCAUCACCUCUUCAAUCGGAACCAUAAAGGGGCGAUGAUGGAGCUGGGAGAGGGGCUGUGUAAGCUACGGAAGAUGGAGUUUAGAAGUGGCCCUUUCUUUACUUUUGAGAGGGAGAUUUCUGCAGUUCUGGACUUCGUUUACCAGACCCAGAUUGAAUUAGCUGCUU